AUGGAUCCCCUGAGACAAUUAGUAUUAAAUCAGCACAUAUUAGUGCGGCUCCCAUCUGAUAACCUCAAAAUUGUAGAACUGAAACCUAACGGCGUGAUCUCACUAGGGAAGUUCGGCGCAUGCCAUGUAAACGAUAUCAUUGGGUAUCCGCUUGGCACGACUUUUGAAAUAUGGUACGAGGGUGAUGAGACAGAGGUGGUGCGAGGCUCCACAGUCGUGAUUGGGAAAGUCAGAGUGCUGGAGAAUCGCGCGGAAGCACAGGUUGGGUCUGAGGGCGCGACGCCACAGCCUGCAGAGCUUACCCAAGUCGAGAGCAGCAAGACCAACAUGGAGCUGCUGGACCUUGGACACAAGGUACAGAAACUCGACCACAAGGAGAUUGAACGCAUGAAGCAGGACGUCACAGCGGGUGACUCCAUCAUCUCCAUGAUGAUCCAAUCGCAUGAGACAUUCCACAAGAAGACAAUUCACUCACAGGAGAAGUAUCUGAAGAGAAAGAAGCAGAAGUUUGCCAAGUUUUUCACAGCCGAAUAUCUCGGAAGCUCCGGGCUGCUGCGCUACCUGAUUGAGAAGGGCGACAUGCAGCGCAUCAUGGACCUGUCCGAGGAGUCGCUCGGAAUGGCGCUGAACCUCGCAAAUAUCCGCUCGAACGGCACCUACCUGUGCAUGGAUGAGACUGGCGGCCUGAUAGUGUAUGCCAUGCUCGAACGCAUGUUCGGCGGCCACGAGGCACAGCACGGAGGCACGAUUGUGGUCGUCCAUGAGAACGAGCAUCCCAACCUGGACCUGCUCAAGUUCUCCAACUACUCAGAGGAAUUCAUCGGCAAGCACGUCAAGACGGUGUCGCUGCUCCAGUACUUUGAGCCCCCGACCGUAGAAGAGGUGGAGGCGUCGUUCACACCUCUGGACGACGCACAGCUCCGGGAAAUGAAGAGCAACAAGAAGGGCGCCUACUACCGCCGUCUGAAACGCUACAAUUCGGACCUGGAGGUGAUCAGGCUGGCUUCCCAGAUUACCUACGAUGCGCUCAUCGUGGCCUCCACGCUGCAGCUGUCGACGCUGGUGCCCCGGCUCGCGGGCAAGGUCCACGGCUCCCGCCCAAUCGUCUGCUAUAGCCAGUUCAGAGAGACGCUGCUGGAGCUCUCGCAUACCCUCUACGACUCUCUGCACUUUCUCGCCCCCACCCUACUCGAGACACGCUGCCGCCCGUACCAAACCGUCAGGGGCAAACUGCAUCCGCUCAUGACCAUGCGCGGCGGCGGCGGGUAUCUACUCUGGUGCCACAAGGUAAUCCCCGCCGACAAUGGCGCCGGCAAAAUCGACUGUGAUAACGCUGCGGCCCCCGCGUGCCCCGCGGCCCAGCCGGACGAAGCGCCAUAA
Molecule: messenger RNA, 1380 nt
Organism: Eremothecium gossypii ATCC 10895
Lineage: Eukaryota; Fungi; Ascomycota; Saccharomycetes; Saccharomycetales; Saccharomycetaceae
Gene: GCD10
Product: tRNA 1-methyladenosine methyltransferase subunit GCD10
Exons: 1
Coding region: 1-1380 (459 amino acids)
Biological process (GO): tRNA methylation
Cellular component (GO): tRNA (m1A) methyltransferase complex; nucleus
Source: RefSeq, marked provisional